Molecule: messenger RNA, 3085 nt
Organism: Labrus bergylta (ballan wrasse)
Lineage: Eukaryota; Metazoa; Chordata; Actinopteri; Labriformes; Labridae
Product: forkhead box protein J3-like
Biological process (GO): regulation of transcription by RNA polymerase II
Cellular component (GO): nucleus
Molecular function (GO): DNA-binding transcription factor activity, RNA polymerase II-specific; RNA polymerase II cis-regulatory region sequence-specific DNA binding
Source: RefSeq, a predicted model, not a curated record
AGUAGUUCCGGUGGUUUAGCAGCCGAGCGGAGCACACAGACCCGGGAUCUCCGUGUUGUUGAGUGCAAAUGUGAACAUAGGCUCUAGUCUUCCUGUCAUGACUGUGGAGUGACCACGGCAGCGGUCAGUGUGCCCCCCGCAGAGCUUUGAGCUGCAACACGAGUGACAGCGACAGAACAUCGCUGGAGCCUUUGCCUUCAAAGGGGAUUUUUUUUUUCAAGUGCAACACAGGCGUCUUGAUAUCUGAAGCGGAGCAGAUAUCCUGAGCCGUUUCAUAUUUACCCACGACGCAACAGCCACAGCAUUGGCUAGAAGAAGGACCUGUUAAAAUGACAUGGGGACGGACUCUCUCUUUCACUUCGGUGACUUCCUCAGAUGCUUUGGCCCAAAGAAGGAUGGAGAAGAAUGGGAAGAACAUGAGCCAAGGCUGAUGCUCAGAAUCCAAUCAGUGAGCCAACAGGAGAUCCUCCAAACGCCACGUCGCUGAGCCUCUCAACCUUACCCUCUGACCCCUUAACACACAGGCACCAUGACCUCAGAGCUAGAGAGCAGCCUGACCUCAAUGGACUGGCUCCCACAGCUCAGCAUGAGGGCAGCCAUCCAGAAGGCAGAUGCUGGACUACAUUACGGCUACCACCAUGGACACCACCUCCACCACCAUAGUCAUCAUCACGGGCAAGGACCUGGCAAAAAGAUCACACAUCUGGACCCAGGAACAAAACUUGACCAGGAGGAGGCUGCUCAGCAUAGAGACGGUAAACCACCCUACAGCUAUGCCAGCCUCAUCACUUUUGCAAUCAAUGGCUCGCCCCAAAAACGGAUGACCCUCAGUGAGAUCUACCAGUGGAUCUGCGACAACUUCCCCUACUACAGAGAGGCAGGCAGCGGCUGGAAGAAUUCUAUACGACACAACCUGUCCUUGAACAAGUGUUUUCUCAAAGUGCCUCGCUCCAAAGAUGACCCUGGAAAAGGUUCCUACUGGGCCAUAGACACCAAUCCUAAAGAAGACACAGUACCCAGCAGGCCAAAGAAGAGACCACGCUCUGGAGAAAGGGGGAGUAGCCAAUCAGAGCCUUCAUCUCAGUCCUUGAGCCUUCAGCAGUCUUCCAAGCUGCCGCCUGCCCCUCCUCCUGCACAGUCCCAGUGCGGUUUGCCAAUCCAGGAGUCACGGCACAAGCAGCCCUGCUUCUCAGACUUCGAGGACCUCAGCGCUUCUUUCCGUAGUCUUUACAAGUGUGUCUUUGAGCAGUCAUUCUCCCAGCAAGGUUUGAUAGGUAUACCUGGUGACUCCCACCUGCAGGUUCGGACUAACUGCUCCUACCAACACUCACUAGGUGCUGGAAGUGGUGGCGUCCACCACCACCAAAACAACCAUGGUCAGAUGUCACACCACCCCUACCACCCUCAGCAGCACAUCCAGAACAAACACCACCCAGCUCAUUCCCAGCAGCACCCAUCUCUCUCCAACCCAAAUCAUGCCGGACAGACCUGCCCAACAACAGGCAUUUCAUCAGACUGUUACCCCAACCUAGACUGGCUGAAGGAGAGCUGCCGGAUUGCUACCAGCUACAACUGGGCUGAUGUAGACCUCUCCCCAUUUCAAGGUCUGAAGAAGAGUAUGCAGCGGGCUGAGCUAAACAACUGGUCACUGGACACUGCCACGAUUGCCGACCUCUGUUCCUCCAUUAACAAGUUUUUUACAGCCACGGGGGUCAUCCCCCCUCAAGGUGCCGCCCACCCACAACCUCAGGUCCAACACCCCACACUUCCAGUAACACCACAGCACCCGGCUCAGCAGCAUGGGGCAAUGCACUCGAAGGCCAGCCAACACACUCAGCACGGGCAACACAACCAACAUAACCAACACAUGAGCAUGGGGAACAUGUACAUGGACUCAAGACAGAGCAUUUCCUCUCUGAUGGGCCCACCAGGAUACCCCCACAUGCCUCCCAUUAGCAACACGGCUCCAAACAUUACAGGACAUCUCAGCCAGCUGAGCCAGCAGCAGCUACAACCCAGGCUGCCUCUGGGACACUUCCAGGUAAGACGCAUGCUCACUGCAGAUGACAUCCAGGAUGACUUUGACUGGGACUCCAUCGUCUAAACUGACUAACUGCAAGAGACAGAGACUGCAAAAAGACGCAAUGUCAGGUGACGUAUGAUACUAGCCGACCUGCUCCUUUCACCUCUGAGGAAGUUACGGAAGACAAUCGAACAGAAAACAAACAGAAAAUAAACUUUUGUGAUCUUUCUGGUACAAGUGGACAUGGAGUAUAAAGACAAUCACUACAAAGUGACCAAGCCAAGCUGUAAACACACUGUCUAAAGCAAGAAAGACUGAAGCUUUCUGAAUUUUCUUGUUUUGCACCAGUGCAAAGAGGCUUACAAGUGUUGUCAAAUUGUCUCUGAAUUAUUUUAUUUUUGGUUAUUAUUUUUGUUUACUUUUAAAACUCAAAGUGUAUGAUAUCUGCAAAGUUUAAGCCCCGUAUCUCCAAAAUCCAUACAAAAAAUCCUUCAACAUCAGGCCUGACCUUUUCUUCUUUCUUUCUUUGUUUGCUUUGGGCCUUCACGACUACAGUAGAAAAGAGGAUUUUUGACAGAGAAAAUAACAAGGUUUAUCUGUUCAACUUACAUAGUAAUGGCACCACCUUUUGGUUAAAAUAGGCACCAUAUAAAGUAGCUUCCUUUGCCUGAUAUAGUUCUAUGCACCACAAUCUGUUUGAUCUUUCUCAUCGCUUGGUCACAUUGGAUACUUUAUAUAUUACUUUUUAUAUUUAUUUUAUCAUUUUUAUUUUUGUAAACAUAGUGAAUUAAUGAUGGGGAAAGCAGUUCUUUUCAGUGUACUGAAUCAGUUCAGUGAAGUGAUUUGUUCAAAGGAUUCAUUCACUGAAUCUUUCAGUACUUCUCCGCAGCUCUGCCUGCGAAUCAGAAUUUAAUAAGCUGAAACACGGCCAAAUGUUUAGUUCUGCUCGCGAUCGUACUGAGAACGGCCGGUGGUGAGUAAUAAACUAAUGAGCUGAGAAUUUAGUUGGAUAAAGCUGCAGUUUGAAAACUGAAAGCUGCUAAAACAAUCACAUUUAUUUUC